This is a messenger RNA of Brassica napus (rape), 3695 nucleotides long. RefSeq names its product cytochrome P450 705A12. Gene Ontology annotation, molecular function: heme binding; iron ion binding; oxidoreductase activity, acting on paired donors, with incorporation or reduction of molecular oxygen, NAD(P)H as one donor, and incorporation of one atom of oxygen. NCBI's taxonomy places the organism in Eukaryota, Viridiplantae, Streptophyta, Magnoliopsida, Brassicales, Brassicaceae. Bases 171 to 1700 code for a protein of 509 amino acids. The record is from RefSeq and is a predicted model, not a curated record. The transcript has 2 exons. Gene Ontology annotation, cellular component: membrane.
ACAAAAAAAAUAAAAAAAAAUUAAUAAACAAUUAAACCUGUGAACCCAACCCCAGUUUAUUGAUGCGCAUGCUCUAAGGGCGUUUAAAAAAAAAAAGAAACAAGGCUGGUUAUCCAUUAUUAUUUAACAGGACUGUAGUUCAUCUUCCUCUUACUCAACUUUUGAGAAAAAUGGUGGAUGAGUUUCAAAACUGCUUCAUCUUUAUUCUGCUCUGCUUCUUCACAGUUUUCUGUUACUCUGUCUUGUUCUGCAGGAAGACAAAACUUGAGGUUGAUUUUCCUCCGAGCCCUCCCUCUCUACCUGUCAUCGGCCAUCUCCACCUUCUUCUCUCUGCAGUAUCCCACAAGGCUUUUCAAAAUAUCUCCAGCAAAUAUGGACCUCUUUUGUAUCUCCGACUUUUCAGUUUUCCCAUAGUUCUUGCCUCAUCUGCCUCAGUAGCCUACGAGUUAUUCAGGACGCAUGAUGUAAACGUCUCGUCUCGCAUGCCUCCUAUCACGAUCGAGUCUCUCAUCUUUGGAUCUUCCGGUUUCGCCUCUGCUCCUUUUGGAGAUUACGCCAAGUUCAUGAAGAAGCUUCUAGCCACGAGGUUUUUUCGAACACAGGCAAUCGAGAACCUACGAGGUGUCCGUGCAGAGGAGCUAGAGCGAUUUUAUUUGAAUCUGUACGAUAAGGCGGCGAAGAAAGAGAGCGUUGAGAUUGGUGAGGAAACGAUGAAGUUUACUAACAACAUGAUCUGCAGGAUGUGCAUGGGGAGGAGCUGUUCCGUGGAGAAUGGUGGGAUAGAGAGAGUCAGGGAACUGAUUAUCAAGUGUUUUGCCAUGUCCAAGAAGCUUUUCCUUGCAAACACAUGUCUUACUUGGCUCGAGAAGCUUGGAAUCUCACCAUUUAAGAAGGAGAUAAUGGAUGUUUCUCACGGGUUUGAUGAGUUGUUGGAGAGGAUUCUUGUGGAGCAUGAAGAGAGACCGGAGCAGGAUCAAGAUAUGGACAUGAUGGAUUUGUUGUUGGAAGCUUCUCGAGAGGAAAACGCAGAGUAUAAGAUCACUAGGAAGCAGAUCAAGUCAUUGUUCGUGGAGAUUUUUAUGGCAGGCAUAGACACUGCAGCACAGGCAACGCAGUGGACAAUGGCAGAGAUCAUUAACAACCCAAAAAUUCUUGAGAGAUUAAGAGGGGAAAUUGAUUUGGUUGUAGGAAAAGCAAGAUUGAUUCAAGAAACGGAUAUACCUAACCUCCCCUAUUUGCAAGCAGUGGUAAAAGAAGGGCUAAGAUUGCACCCACCCGGACCGUUUCUGGUUAGAAGGUUCCAAGAAAGUUGUAAGAUCAAAGAGUUUUAUGUACCGGGGCAAACAACCCUUCUUGUUAAUGUUUAUGCUAUCAUGAGAGAUCCUGAUUUGUGGGAAGAUCCUGAUGAGUUUAAGCCAGAGAGAUUUUUAUCUUCAAGAUCAUCAGAACAAGAGGAGGAGAUAAAAGGGCAAGCAUUCAAGUACAUUCCUUUUGGAGCCGGAAGAAGAGGAUGUCCUGCAGGAAAUCUCGGUCCUAUCUUUGUAGGAAUUGCAGUUGGAAUGAUGGUGCAGUGCUUUGACUGGAGAAUCAAUGGACAUGGUGAGAUUAGCAUGGAAGAGGUUAUUGCAGGAAUAAGUCUUACCAUGGCUCAUCCGCUUAAGUGCACUCCAGUUUCUCGACUCAGCUCGUUUAGCCUUUGAUGGGCAGUGUCCGAGUUUGUGAUCCCGAAGGUCAACCAAUGGUUCAUCUUCUUCAUUGUAUUUAUCUCUUUGGUUUAAUGAUGAGUGAAUUGUAUCUCGUUUCUGAGCUGGGUUUAGAUUCCUAUUAUCUAAACUUCUGGUUGCUAAGGUUUAUCAUUUUCGUCCAGUUCUGAUUUCUCUAACAUGGUCUCAUCGAGAAAUUAUAAUAUAUACUUAUCACUGUUGCAGGUGAGCUUCACUCCUAGCCAAAUCCGUGGGGUUUGAGCUUCGUUUGCAUGCUCUAUAGCUUGAAAAAAAUACUUCCAUGGGAAUAUGGUUAGUUUUAAGUUAAAAAUUUAAUAGUUACAUAAAGUUUAUGUGUAUAUAGUAUAAAUAUAUUAGGUUUAGUUUUUAGUAAAAACUUGAAAACGUUCUGAAGACAGUGUUUUUAAAACCGGACCAGAAGUUUAACCGGAUAAAUUUUGGGUCACGGUUUAAUAUGGUUCGACCGGGUCAAACCUGGUUCAAUAAUCUGGUUUAAUAUAUUUUAGUGUAUAAAUUUAAAAAUAAUGUUAUUAAAUAUGAUAUAUAUAAUUAAAAUAUAAAUAAAUUUAAAACAUAAUAUAUUAUAAUUAUAAACUAAUUUUAAGUCUAUAUGGAUCGUUUACAGAUUUUUGAUAGUCUUAAUGGUUUUAUCAGUUUAAUAACUCUGUAAUCGAAUCCGGCUACGUGACCAGUUCAUGGUCGAACCAAUUAUUAGACCCAACCCGGCUAUGCAACAGGUUCAUGGUUGAACCCGAUUCAACCAUCGGGUCGGUCCGGUUUUAAAAAUACUGGUUUGAGGUUUAGAUUUAAAGUUUAGUAUUUUGUUAUAAGGUUAUGAUAUAUGAUAUAUGAUUUGGGGUUUGCGGGUAAGUUGGAGAUUAAGUUUGAAAUAUUUAGAUUUUUGUUAUUGAUAUUUAAGUUUUGGUGUUUAAGUUUAAGGUUUAAAGCUAAAACUAGAGAUUGACCUGCACAUCGCACGGAUAUUAGUUUCUACAUUUUUAUACAUUGAUAUUUGUUUUUCAUAACUAGUGUUAUAUAUUUUAAAUGAGUUGUAAUAUAACUAAUUUUAUUCAAAAUACAUGUACCGAAUCGAGUAAUAUGGUUAUUUUCGGUACAAAUAUCCGAACUCGUUUUAGAUACAUUUGUUAUUUAGAUAUUUUUAGGUUCUUAUACAUCAGACUCGAACUCAUCCAGAUCUGAACUCAUCCAAACCUAGAAGGAUCCAACUCAAAAUCACACAUAAAUUAAUAAUACUCCAGCAGGGCUUAAUUUAAAAAAAAAACGAUACUAAAAAAGAACAACUCGUAUGUUCAUGUCUAAUUGAUUUUAUAAACAAAUAAAAAUGAUUUUUUUUCUGUGUGUUUGGCUAAAUUAAGUGAAAUAGAAAGAGUCCUUUAUUUAGUAAAAUAAUUAUAUGGAGUGAAAAAUUAAGUGACAAUAAAUGUAAUACAUUUUAAUUAUUUUGAUUUAAGUUAUUAUUUAUAUUCACAAAAAUAUGUUUUUGAAUUUUUUUUUGGCUACGUAAUUUUCUACAGAUUGAAAGUAAAAUUUAAAUAAAAAGUUAUAGUAAAACAAACUAAACCGAACAUUUAACCUUAUGCAAAAUCCAUCUAUUUUAUAUUUGUGAUUUUAUAAUUGGCAGAAAGUUAAUUUUGAUUAACUAAUAAAUAAAAAAAUGCACUAUUAUUAUGGUAAUAUAAUUAAUGAUGUGAUGAGGUAAUAUAGUUAAUGAAAUUGUUAAACUGAGUGAAAUAUGAAAAUAUAAUUAAUGUAAUUAUAUUAAUGAAAUUACUAAAAAGACACUAUACUUCUUUUUAUAUUUCUAUACAUAUCUCCAAACAAUUCUCAUUUUUAUUUUUCUGUCUGAUAUUUAUAUUAACCAAAAACAUAUGUUACAAGCAAAGCCAAAGAAUGGCCCACACAACAAAAACUAGAUACGAAAGCCCACAAGCGGGCAACAUAUAAACAUAA